Messenger RNA from Tachyglossus aculeatus (Australian echidna), 1327 nucleotides. RefSeq names its product DELTA-thalatoxin-Avl1b-like. The coding region runs from base 1 to 537 and encodes 178 amino acids. Lineage: Eukaryota; Metazoa; Chordata; Mammalia; Monotremata; Tachyglossidae. The transcript is spliced from 2 exons. Gene Ontology annotation, biological process: pore complex assembly; cytolysis in another organism; monoatomic cation transport. Gene Ontology annotation, molecular function: channel activity. The record is from RefSeq and is a predicted model, not a curated record. Gene Ontology annotation, cellular component: pore complex.
AUGGCACAGACCAUCGAACACCUGGUCCAUGAGUUGGAUGCCGGACGAUGUGUGGGGGUCGAGAUCACCAACAACACGAGCAAGGUGUUUCGCUCCCCCAGGACCUACUGCUACAGCGGCCAUACCCACACCCCUCCAACCCCUCUCAUCCCUCCCGCUGCCAAGGGGAACUGCAUCUUUGUGAAAAGAAACUUCUCCCUCCGGGGAAGCGUGGGACUCUUGGUGUACGAGAUCGAAGACCACACUCUGGCCAUCAUGUUCUCCAACCCCUUCAACUACAACAGCUACAGAGUGGAGUUGGCCGUGGCUCUCUCCAGCAACAAAGAGGAGACCGAGGAUGAAAAAGCCCUUUUUGAGCAAAUCUACAAGGGGAUAGAGAAGACGUGGCUGAAGGUGGCCAAGGAGAAGCUCUGUGAAUCCCAGCAUUCCGUGCUCCUGGUGGAGGGAGGAAUCCGGGUCACGGCCACCAUGUCCAACAACGCCAAGGCCAUCAUCAGGGUCCACGUGGAGUGUACUGACCAUCAGUCAAGUCACUAGGGAAGCUGGAACCAGCCCGACUUGCCCCCCUCCCCAACCGGUCGCUCUGGGGGGCACCAAUGUCUCCGGCUCUCCUCUCAUCCUCCACCCCGAGGUCCCAUCUCCUGGCAAGGUGCCCUGCCCCUGGCUGCAUCUCAGCUCACCAGACGCCAAACCCCCAGCCUCUAAACCGUCCCCCCGACCCUGCCAUCCCCUCUCCCCCAUUCCUGACCACGCUGUCCACUCUCCCCAAGCCCUGAUCCCGAUGGCUUUCAUCGGUGCCCACAAUUGGCGUCGGUUGGAUUUCAAUUCUGGGCAACGCUGGCGAUCGGCUAGGGGGAUGACCGAACCUCGAGCGUUGGCUUCGAAACCGUCUGUGUCUUUCUCCGCCUCCUGCCUUCCCCUCCAGGCUUCCCUCCCCAGAAGUCCUCCUUCCUACUUCCCUUUUCUCCUUCCUGCUGCAGUCUCACUCUCCCUCUGGCUUGGAAGAGUCUUUCCUGCCGCCCGGCCUCAAUCCCUCCCGCUGCUCUCCCUCCGUACCCCGCGGCCCGGCUCCCCGGGAAAUCCUCCUGUGCAUCCUCCCUUGACAACUCCAGCUGGGACCCGGCCGGCUCCUGUCCCAGGGUCUCCCUCUCUGAGUCUUUGUGUGCAUCUGUGGGUGUGCAUAUAUGUGUGCAUGCAUAUAUGUGUGCAUGCAUGUACCUGUGGUCGUCCAGCCAGGUUGUUGGGAGCUAAUAAGCUGAUCCACGUGCUCUGUACUCCACUAAACAGAGAAGUAGAGUGGCCUAGGUGACAGAACACAGGAUUAGAA